UGACACAAAGUACUGACUUAUCUCAAAAAACUUAUUUUCUUUAAAAAAUAAAAUUUUAUGUAAUAUACUUAUCUGAUGCUAUAACACACGGUACGUUAACCAAUUUCCAAAUUCGGCACAGCCGUAUUUUCCUUUGCAAUAUAAUACACGUACAGAAACACAAAUAAUUCGCUAUUAACCUCGCGCACGUCAUUAACUACGAACUGUCAUAUCAUCGCCGUGAAACUCGUAGCGGAUUCGACCGUCAAUCAUUUACGUGGAAAAGCGAUGACAAAACGUGCACUUCUCGGAUCUACACGACUUUUCUUAUAAGAGAUUAUUAUUAUUAAUCGUACGAUUUAUAGACAUUUUACUUAAUAUUUAUUUAUUUUUUACUCUCGCAAAGCGAAUAACAGCGAUUUAUCAUCAUAUCAAUAUACUUAUAGUAUACAUCAACACUUUAUAAGAGACCUGUCACAGGUAAAUCUUAAUGCCCUCUAGUGUUAAAUUCAUGUACAGGACAUCAACGACGAUGACGUGUCUUAAAUGAAAAAUUUAAAAUUCGGUAUUUGCGUCAAAAUAUCUCCACUCGUAGGGCACGUAGAGUAAAAAUAAAAAGUUUUCUUAUAGAAAUCAAACCCAAACUUUCGAUUGAGCUUAGUUAGAACUCGAUCGAUUUAGUCGUUAUUGAGAUCUGGUAAUCUCAGGUGCUCGCAAGUCGCGUACUCGCGUAUAAUACACGGGGCGGUCUCGCGCUACGCGUUCACUUGGCGCGAGACACUACCGUGUCUCUUGAUAUAUAAAAGUCUCUUCGUUAUUCCGCGUGCGUUCGCUAAUCGCUCGCUUCUCCAUCUUUAUAUCUGGGGCUCAAUUCUAUAACCUACCGGCAACUAUCGAUGUCGUUGAGUGUCUUUGCGCACGUAUUUUGAUAUAUGAAAAAAUAUGCGCGAGCGGUCCAGGACGCGAUUUGAAACGUUGCGCUCUACCUCAUUCCUCGGCCAACUUCGGGUGAUUUCGCGCUACGUCGUUUGGCCGCCCGCCGGUCCGGCAUAGUCUGGCGUCGCGCGAAGCGUCGCUUAAAUAGAACUUCAGUUAAAAUCAGUUAGAAUUGGACAUUUGGACCUACAGUUUCGUUGUCGUUCGUUUUCACGUGUACAUCGUGUUUGUCCCGUUCCUGAGUGCUCGUCAUUGCUUCCACCGCAAGUUUCUUCCGCUACGUUAAGUAUAAUAAUAAGACAACCGAUUGAUCAAAAUGGCGUGUCAGAUCAGGAUCAUCAAGUUCCUGCACUACACAUUUAUUGUCAUUUUCGUGCUAUACGGUCUGGCCAUCUGUUUUUCCGUCCUUUCGUUGAGCAAAGAAGACGAUUAUGUCGAAAACCUGGAUGAAAGUACGUCCUCGCCAAUUUACGCCAUUAUGACGAUCAUCGUCGGUAUCAUUAUCAUCGUCAUUGCUUGCAUGGGAUUCUGCGGCGCGUAUCGCGAGAAUUAUCGUAUGCUAAUGACGUUUGUAGAUUUGCUCACAACGUUCGUGAUCUUAUACAUGUUUAUCACGAUCUGCGUGUUUGCUCAAACGGGAUAUAUUGACGAUGUUAAAACGAAAUACCGAGCACACUUUGUUCACUACAACGACAGUCAACAGCAAAGGAUUUAUGUGAAUGCCGUUCAAAAAGGGUUGCAGUGCUGUGGUGUUGAUUAUUCUGACGAUUUCCAAAACAUCCUAGAUAUUGAUAUCCCAGGAAGUUGCUGCGGUAAAGAGUCUGAAGAAAAUUCUACUUGCAGUAAAGAUGAAUCUUAUGAAAGAGGUUGCGUAUUAGCGUUGAAAAAGAUCAUGCAGAUUUUUUUUACGAAGGAGCGUGGCAUCACUAUCGGUAUUGUUGUUAUAGAGGUGAUUGGCAUCGUUUUUGCAUCAUGGUUGGCGAAUUUCAUAAAAAAUCCCGAACACAAAAAUGAUAGCGUAUAAAAGUGGAGAACUGCGCAUAGAACGCCGCUUUGCGCUGCAGGCUUUCAAUAUGAAAUAAUAAUCUUACAGUCAUCUUACUAUCGUCAACGUCUGAUUCGUCUAUAAGAUGUUAUAGAAUGCUUGCACUUUACAGCAAGACAAAUUAAUUUUUUCAUUCUUUAAGAAAAAGAACACAGAGUCUCUUUUUUCGUUUUUUUUUCCAGUUUUUUGUGUUUCUAGUUUCUUUUUAGUCGUGAUUAAAGAUAAAAGUAAUGUUUUUCCGUUGAAAGUUAUUUUUCUAUUACAAGAAUUUAAUACAGAAUUUGGCGUACGACCCGGUAAUGCGUAUUACCAUAACUAUUACGGGAUCUCAGACUUUCUUUUUUAUCUG
Monomorium pharaonis (pharaoh ant) is the source of this 2309-nucleotide messenger RNA. RefSeq names its product CD63 antigen. The record is from RefSeq and is a predicted model, not a curated record. NCBI's taxonomy places the organism in Eukaryota, Metazoa, Arthropoda, Insecta, Hymenoptera, Formicidae. Bases 1232 to 1939 code for a protein of 235 amino acids. The transcript has 5 exons. Gene Ontology annotation, cellular component: membrane.